UGACAUAUUGUUGCUAAUCACUAUUUAUUUCACAUCUGAUUUGGUGCUUUGCUUUAUAAACAAUUCCUCAAAUCAAUAUUUACUGUGUGUGUGUGUUUUUUUUUUAAUUAUUCACUAAAGAAAAGUGUCCAAACAGUUUAAAGAAAAUGAGCUCAGGUGCAGUGCGUGCGCCUGUUUCGCAACUCAUCCACAGCAAGGAGGAUGAAGUUGAAAGUGAAGAGCCAAAAAAGAAAUCCCGUGAAGACUGGCGUAAAGCCAAAGAGUUGGAAGAGGCAAGAAAAGCAGGUACAGCACCAGCAGCUGUUGAUGAAGAGGGUCGCGAUAUCAAUCCACAUAUACCACAAUACAUUUCGAAUGCACCUUGGUACUAUAAUGCACAAGGUCCAACUUUAAAACAUCAACGCCCCCAACGUGAAGAUGAGCAAGGACAACUAGAGAAGCGAGCACCAAAAGGCUUAGAUAUCACAAAAUUGGUAACAAAGUAUCGGAAAGGUGCCUGUGAAAAUUGCGGUGCAAUGACGCAUAAGAAAAAAGAUUGUUUAGAGCGGCCAAGAAAAAUAUUGGCGAAAUAUGCAGAGUCAAUUGUUGUGCAUGAUGAGCAUGUCGUGCAGGAAACGGCUGUAAAUUACGAUGAAAAACGUGAUCGAUGGAGCUCAUACGAUCCCGCAAACCAUAAGGAAAUUAUUGAGGAAUAUGAAAAAGUGGAAGAAGCCAAACGACAAUUAAAAGCUGAAAAGUUGAAGAAAAAUCCUGAUGCUGAAUUCUCUGACGAUAAUGAUAAUGAGGACAAAUAUGUGGAUGAAGUUGACAUGCCUGGCACCAAGGUCGAUUCUAAACAGCGUAUCACCGUACGUAAUCUCCGUAUACGUGAAGACACUGCAAAAUAUCUGCGUAAUUUGGAUCCAAACUCGGCUUACUAUGAUCCCAAAACGCGUUCUAUGCGCGAUAAUCCUAACCCACAUAUGGCGCCAGAAGAGGUUGAGUUUGCUGGUGAGAAUUUCGUGCGUUUUUCAGGCGAUACUACCAAACAUGCUACCGCCCAACUUUUUGCUUGGGAGGCGCAUGGCAAGGGCGUAGAUGUGCAUUUACUUGCUGAGCCCACAAAGCUAGAGCUUUUGCAAAAGGAAUAUGACAAGAAGAAGGAGCAAUUCAAGUCUAGCACUAAAGAACAUAUUGUCGAAAAAUAUGGUGGCGAAGAACACUUAAAAGCGCCGCCGAAGACUUUGCUUUUAGCGCAAUCGGAAGAGUAUAUUGAAUAUUCACGAAGUGGCAAAGUAAUUAAAGGCAUGGAAAAACCAAAAGCUCGUAGUAUAUACGAAGAGGAUGUAAUGAUCAACAAUCAUACAACAGUGUGGGGUAGCUACUGGAAUGGUGGUCGUUGGGGCUAUAAAUGCUGCAAGUCAUUUAUUAAGAACUCAUAUUGCAUUGGCAUGAAAGAUCCAGAAGCUGCUACAGAACUUUUGCAACCUUCCACUAGCUCUAAUAUACCUGAAAGUGAAGCAGUGACAGCAGAUCCAAUAUCUGAGCAACCAAACGAAUCGUCGUCGUCCUCGUCUUCUUCUUCUUCCUCAUCCGAGUCCUCCUCGUCUUCCUCAUCUUCAUCAUCAUCGUCAUCUUCAUCAUCAUCCUCAUCCUCUACGGAGGAGGAGAAAGAGGAUGUUAAAAAGGCAGAAAAAAAGAAGACAAAGAUAAGAACUAAAAAGCUUAAAAAAAUGCGAAAGGCGAAAUUACAAAAACGGAAAGAGAAAAAAGAAAAGGCAAAAGAAAAGAAACUUCUUGCCAAAGAGAAAGCACAGUUGGAAGCUGCUCUUCAAGACAUACGCGCCAAGUCAGAUGACGAAGAAGAGCAUAAGGAUGAGCGUAAGCGCGGUUAUAAUAGCAAAUACGAUGUUAAGGCACCCACAGAAGAUGAAAUUGAUGAAUGGCAACGUAAGCGCCAACGUACAGAAGAUCCAAUGUUGCAAUUUAUGUCCAAAUAAAGUCAAUAGUUUAUAUAAAAUUGUAUCCUAAAUAUAAUAAAACAAAAAAUAUUAAAACAAA
Molecule: messenger RNA, 2040 nt
Organism: Ceratitis capitata (Mediterranean fruit fly)
Lineage: Eukaryota; Metazoa; Arthropoda; Insecta; Diptera; Tephritidae
Gene: Slu7
Product: pre-mRNA-splicing factor Slu7
Exons: 5
Coding region: 147-1979 (610 amino acids)
Biological process (GO): mRNA splicing, via spliceosome
Cellular component (GO): spliceosomal complex
Molecular function (GO): pre-mRNA 3'-splice site binding
Source: RefSeq, a predicted model, not a curated record